Rhineura floridana is the source of this 2848-nucleotide messenger RNA. It is a transcript of the gene CCDC13, whose product is annotated as coiled-coil domain containing 13. Lineage: Eukaryota; Metazoa; Chordata; Lepidosauria; Squamata; Rhineuridae. The transcript has 17 exons. Gene Ontology annotation, cellular component: centriolar satellite. Bases 259 to 2385 code for a protein of 708 amino acids. The record is from RefSeq and is a predicted model, not a curated record. Gene Ontology annotation, biological process: non-motile cilium assembly; cytoplasmic microtubule organization.
CCAAGCGGGAAGCGGAGUGUGCGUGUGAGACAGAAGACAGUCGCGGCCCAGUCCGGCUCCGGCUCCUGCUUGGCGCCCUUUGCCACUCUCACGCCCUGCCCUGGCCUGCCCACUCCCGCCCCGGGCUGGCCUCCUGCCCCAGAAGCGGGUUGCGCAGGGAGACUCUGCCUAGGCCCAGAGACAGCACUCUGGAGUUGGGAACAGCUGGUGUAGCCCAGUGGGGAGGAGAGCCUGGCUGGGAAUCCAUAGUCGUGAAUAAUGGAGUUUGAUGAAGAAGUGAAUGAAAAUUUGAAAAUGCAGUUUAAGGCUCUCCAGGAGCAGCAGCAGAAAAGGAUGCAAAGUCUGAUGGAGAAGAAGAAAGAAAAGCAGCAGAGCCUGAAAGAAAGUGACAAGGGCUGCCAAGAUGAGGCCUUUGGAGUCCACGAUGAUCUCAGCUUAUCCACCUUGGACAGUGAGAUGUCAAAGGAGGACAUUGGCAAAAGGCUACUUGAAAAUGAAAAUGAACAGCUCCAGCACCAGCUUCGAGAGAUCGUAGAUGAAAAUGGCAGGCUGUACAAACUGCUGAAGGAACGAGACUUUGAAAUCAAGAAACUCCAUAAGAAGAUAGAGGAGGAGAGACUGGCCCUAAUGGGGGCAUCUGGCAUAACAGGAGACAUUGCAGCAACUAAAAUAGUCGAAUUGGCAAAACAGAACCGACACAUGACUGCUGAGAUUGAAAAGGAAAAAACCAAAGUGAAACAGCUGAAGAACAGAAUCAAGGAGCUGGAAAAAGAAUUACAAAUGUCAGCUGUCAAGCUCCAGUCGCUUGGAGACAAAGGUAGCCAGCCUGCUCAUAAAGGGACAGAAGCACCUUUGAGCCCAGAGAUGAAAGCCUUGCAAGAAAAACUAACAGCAGCCAGCUUCAAAAUGUCUGAAUAUCGCAACCAGCUCCAGACCAUGAAGCAGGAGCUGAAGAUGACGCAGAAGCUUUUAGCAAAUGAAGUUGGAGAGGAUGUCAACAUUCAAAAUCUGUUGUCCACCCCUGGCACCUGGCGUGGGCGGGCUCAGCAGAUUCUCGUCCUACAAGGCAAAGUCCGGGAGCUUGAGAACCAGUUAGGCCACAACAGAAGCAGGCUGUCUGAAAGCACUGCCGAUGAAGACGUUUUAAGUUUUACAGACUCAAGGAAGAGAUCUGCCCAAGAGAAGAACUUGCAGCGGAUUCGAAGCUUGGAAAAAGAAAAGAAAGAAGGCCUGGAGAAACUUACCGGUGAACAUAAUACCCUCCAGAAGGAUCACGAAGAUCUGAAGAAGAAGCUUGAUGGAUCCAAAUCUCGGAACAAAGUAUUGUCUAACGAAGUAAAAACGCUAAAAGAACAAAUCUCAACCCUGCUGGACAAAGGAAAGCACGAUGAUGAACUCAUUGAUGCUUUAUUGAGCCAGCAGAAGGAAAUGCAAAUCAUCUUGAAGAACCUGAGCCAGCAGGACGAGAGGAACAAGGAAUGCCACCAGCACCUGGGGAUGCAGCUGAACACUGAGGUCCAGAAGCAAAACUGCCUCAUAGAACAGCUCAAGCAGAUGGUGGCCGAGCGAGAAGCCAGGGUGAGGGAACUGGAGGAGAAGGUCAGCCAGCUCACCCUGCAGCACCAUCUCCAUCGAAAAGAGGGAAGCAGUUCUGACUCUAUUUCCACGCUAUCUACUGAGUCUUUAGAAGAAGAGAAUUAUACUUCAUCAUCCAGGAGAGAUGACCUCAUUGGAAGUAAUGGUUCUGCACGGAUGGUGUCCAAGAUGGGACACACCCUUGUGGAUUCUGUGGCUACUUCAUUUCCAACCGCUGUCUCUCCUGGGAGGAUUGUUGAUCCCGAUGACCCAGACAUGAAAGCCCUGAAGAUCCAGAUCACAGAGUACAAAGCUCUUUGCCAAGCUGCUGAAGUUGAAAGGGACAGGCUGAUAGAACUGGUCAACAUCCUGCAGAAAAGGGUGGAUGACAGCACGACUAAGACCUGGGAAGCAGAGAAGAAGCUUCAAGAACAGGAGCGCAGGUGUGUCAUUCUAGAGCAGCAGUUUGAAAAACUGAAAAUGGAGUCUGGGAAGAAUUCUGGCAUUCCGAAAACCCUCUCAAAGAGCAAAGCAGCUCAGCCGCUCAGCAGCACCAGGCUGAGCUGGAAUGCAGGCGACAGGAAAGAUCUUCCCUCAGCACAGCUCUCGGAGGUGCCCCUGGCGUCCCAGAUAGAAGAACUGUCCACGAGGCUCGCAAUCCAAACGGAUGAGAACGAAGGCCUGAAAAGUGCUUUGCAGGACAUUGUGAAGACCAAAGAGGAAGACUUCCGGGUUUACCAGGAGACUGUGGGUCAGGUGAAGGAGAUCUUCCUGCAAGCUCUGAGACAGCAGAAGCAGGACAGGAACUAAGCCAGGCCCUUUAAAGUGCCAUACGGAGGGACGUGGGGGAGGUCAUUAGGGAAUUCCAGGGUGCUUGGGAUCUCCUGGUUUGCAUAUUGGCAGGUUUGUCCCCCCCAAAUGAUAUUUAUUUAAACACUUGCAGGAGUGAGUGAGAAAUAGACCUGCUCUUGAUCCUGUUGAAGGUGCUGAUGUUGUAGCAAACUCUUGCCAACAAGAGAAAAUGAGAGGUUAGCUCUUCUCAUCCAUAAGGAUGUACAUGUAGUGGUAUUUGGUGGAACUCUAGGCCUACUCUCUUUUAGCAUGAGUUCUGGAAUCUGUAUCAGCUGCGCUUAACAAUUCACCUGUGUAGAAAAUAGCUGGAGCACCUUUAUGGGCCUGCAAUGCUGCUCUGUUUAACUCUGUAAAUACAGGACAUUUUUAUCACUCUUUGCAAAGCCAUAACAAGAUAAAACGGUAACUUAUUUUCUCAAAA